UGUUUUGCUUGAGGAGCGUUCUAAAAACUUCUUUCAGAAAUUCUGUUAAAAAAGAACAGGCGCUCUUUAUCUUAAACACGAUGGGCUCCAGCUGACACCAGCUGACACCGCUGACAGCGUAGUAACUUUAAACUCCUAUAGAAAGCGUUGCUUUCGAGGUCGUGUUGCUUUUCCCAUUCGCCUGCGGAUCACCCGUCUACGUUACACGCGCUGGGAACGAUCACGCUUUUGUUUGUCAGUGCUGUUCAGUGCUGUUCCCGCUGGUGUGUUCGUGACUCUGUGUGUUCCGUGUGUGAGCAUCGGCGAUCGUUGCGGGUAAACAAAGGCGGGUAUAUUCAGCGUGCACCAUCGGAGUUUUAUGUACGGCGUGAAUAUGCGCGAACGCGAGGAGUUAUCGAGGUGUUUUCUACCGGGCCAGCCGGCCCAGAUCUCGCUGCCACCGCCGCCGCCGUCGCCACGAGCUCCAGGCUUGGACGCCUUGCACAGCCUCUGCAAGCAGAUCUACCCGGAUCAGAGCAAUCCGCUAACAGUCACGGCGAUUGUGAAAUAUUGGUUAGGAGGACCUGAUCCCCUCGACUAUAUCAGUAUGUACGCGAAUUCAGGAUAUCCCGAUCUCGGAGUACCUCCACAUUGGCAUUAUAUCAGUUUAGGACUGUCCGAUUUACACGGUGACGGCCGAUUGCAUCCUAAACCUGGCUCAGGUCGCGCCAGCGGAUUUGGAUUCGAGUUGACCUUUCGUCUGGCUCGUGAAAGGGGCGAGACGACGCCGCCCACGUGGCCGGCAAACGUGAUGCAGCAAUUGGCCAAAUAUGUUUUCAAUUCCGGGAAUACGUUGAUGCCGGGCGACCAUGUCUCUUGGCAUGCUCCAUUGGACGGUGGAAACGGUUGUAUCACCCAGAUUUUGAUGGGACAGGACCCGCAGCUUCCGACGUCAAUCUCGACACCCCACGGCGACGUCUCGUUUGUUCAAAUCGUCGGCGUUACUUCUGAGGAACUACAGGCAGCUCAACACUGGAACGGUCUGGGUGUGGUUAAUCUGUUAAGAAGCGCUAGAGGCUGUGGCCCGUGGUUAGUCACCGACAUGAGAAGAAUGCAUUCUGCUAUGGAGGAUGAUCCUUCCAUAGCUGAGAAAAUACAGUGCGGCAUUGAGAGAGAUGGAUCAAAUACUAGCGGUGUAUCCGCCAAAUGUUGGUGGGUGCAAAUAACAAACGACAGAAGCAUGGAGAGAUAUAGGGAAAAAAGGGACGAUUCCGAUGACGACGAGGACGUGAAGCCGAUCGUGAAGACAGAGAGACUGUCGCCUUGUGAGCAGCAAGACGCCAACGUCUCUGACGAGAAUAGUAUUAGAGCUUUGCCCGGACUACAUCUAACGUUUAAUCUUGAAGCUGGCUCGUUAUUACCGUUGGCAAUAAAGGGUCGUGUGAUGCAUGGGAGGCAUUUCACGUUCAAAUCUAUAUUGUCCCACUCGGCUGUUACGAUAGUCGCGCCGUCUGUUACGGGCACUUUUGUGUCCAAAGAGAAGCCGUAUGUCGUUCAAGGACCGUGGCUGCAGGUACUCCUCUCGGAAGAGUUGUCCGAGAAAAUGGCCGAAGAGUUUCAAGUUCUGAACGCGCCAGAUAAGAUCCAAUUGCCAAAGACAUUUUCUUGGCCAGAACAUAAUUUAGUCAUCACCAUCAUCAAUGAUUAAACUGUCCAAUGAUGCAAUCCACGAAGAUUACUCUUCACUCUGAUUAAAUAUAUUUAAGUUAAAGAUAGGACAAUGAAAGUAUUAUCGAGCCUCAUUGUAGGUCGAAUCUUUUUAUUUAUAACUACGACGUUUCCCAUGACUCUCUAGCGUAAAAUUUUAUAAUUUAUAAAUGUUAUCAUACGCAUUUAAAUGUUCAUCAAUGUGCGAAAGCAGAGAUUUGCACAUGUUUCCAGAUGUGUUUUUUUUUUUUACAUAAAACGAUGUAUUUUUCUAUAUAUAUAAACGUUCCAACGUC
Molecule: messenger RNA, 1982 nt
Organism: Acromyrmex echinatior (Panamanian leafcutter ant)
Lineage: Eukaryota; Metazoa; Arthropoda; Insecta; Hymenoptera; Formicidae
Gene: Su(fu)
Product: suppressor of fused
Cellular component (GO): cytoplasm; nucleus
Molecular function (GO): transcription factor binding
Source: RefSeq, a predicted model, not a curated record